AUGGGAAGAAAAGAAAAUAAAGGAAGAACAGCCGAGAUAAAGGAAGAACCCUUCAAAGUUCUAAUUAUCGCGGACACAUUUGAUACUCGUUUUCUUCCCGUCACUUCCGGUUCUUCUAUUAGUUGUUUAAGGAUAGCAGAUAUCGAAAUCCUACACUAUGUGUUGGAAUGGAUUAGUCGAACUGAACUUCGAGAUGUGGUAGUUGCUUUAUCGUCCCACUCUGAACGAGCUGUUCAGCAUAUCAUAAACUACUGGAGAGUACUAUUCGACUCAUUUAUUGUUGUAUUAUGUCAGAACUGUAUGAGUAUUGGUGAUGCGCUUCGUGAAGUUCAUAGUCGAUCUGUCAUAACGUCGGAUUUCCUGUUACUCGCAACUCCGAUGACUCUCGCCGCAACGGAUCUUAACACUCAACUCAGUUGCUUCAAGGAGAUAAGGAAGGAUAAGAAUAAUGUCAUGUUGGUGGUUUAUGGUGAGUGGAAAGAUGAGUGCCCUGUUAUCGCUUAUGAAAAGAAAAGCGGAAGACUUAUAUUCUACCACCAAAAAGACGAUGCUUCGAAACUUGAUAUAGACAAGUUAUCUAAUUCCGUUGUUUGCAAUAAUCUUCGAGACACUGGCAUAGCAUUUUGUUCAAUAAAUGUGUUGUUACAAUUUAGUGAUAACUUCGAUUUUCAAUAUAAAGAAGAUAUAAUUAGAGAAAUUCUAGUUAACGAAGAGAUUCUUGGUCAAAGAAUUUGCAUUUCUGUUCUUCCAAAGCAAAUUCCGGCGUUUUGUACUCAUGAUUACGCAGAUCUGUUGCUUAUGAAUAAGCUUAUUUUGGGGCGAUUUUUCUUCCCUCUUGUUCCUGAUAAUAUUUCUUAUUCAACUUAUAUUUGUCGACGAAAUAAUAUUUAUACUCCAUCGGAGAGUUUGCAGCAGAACUGUCAGACGAAAAGGAUUUUGCCAUUAGUUUUUGAUGGAACAAACGUUUUAUUGGGAAAAAAUUGUUCGAUCGGUUUGAAUGUAAUGCUAAAAAAUGUUUCAAUUGGUUCUGGUACAUCUAUCGGCAAUGGAUGUGAAAUUGUGGACUGCAUAAUCGGUAGAUGUGUUUCAAUUGGUGCAAAUACUCACUUGUCGGAAUGUUAUAUUGCAGAUGAUGUUACAAUAGGUAGCAACGUUGUACUUCUGAGAUGUGUCUUAUCGUCCAAGGUGAAGAUACCAGAUGGUAGAACAUUACCAUCAGGAAGCGUUAUUAGUACAGAAUUUUAUGAAGAUGAUGACGAACAGUUCGAAUGCAUUCCGUCGGAAUAUGGAUUCGAAUGGAGGAUGGAAAAUGGAGAUAGUUUUUGGCACACUACUUGUUCAAAUCUUCGACUACGUGACACAGCAGUGAUGUCCAAAGAUAUGGAUAAUUUGAAAGAGACAGAACAAGCCAACGAUGAGAAAGAAAUAGAUAGUGUUGAUCGAUUUUACGAAGAAGUUAAAGAAAGUAUGGACAGGAUAGCAGAACAAGAAGAAUGCGAUAACCAAUUGAUAAAGAAUCUGAUUUUAGAAAUUAACAGUUCAAAACUAGCGUACAAUAUAACAAUGGAGAACGUUGCACGCAACGUUUUCUUAUCUUUCCUUUCCUUGUCAGAUUCUUUUUCAGAGCUGCAGAAGCUUGCUAAAAAUUGGCAUUUAUUGUUCGUCAAUUACUACAAGCCAACAAAAAGCCAGAUUCAGGCGCUUAUUGCAGUUGAGGAACAUCUAGCAUCCAAACCAAAUUUUAAAGUAUUGGCUGCAAAAGUGGUACACUUUUUCUAUGAACAAGAUAUUUUUGAAGAAGAUGCAAUUCUGGAGUGGUAUGAUACUGUUCAUGAGAAUGCUCCUAUUAAAACUCUAGUUCGUCCAAUCAUCGAUUGGUUGCAACAAGCUACUGAAGAAUCUGACGAUUAG
Messenger RNA from Cercopithifilaria johnstoni, 1911 nucleotides. The record is from the annotation of a GenBank genome assembly. Lineage: Eukaryota; Metazoa; Nematoda; Chromadorea; Rhabditida; Onchocercidae.